Molecule: messenger RNA, 588 nt
Organism: Dioscorea cayenensis subsp. rotundata (Guinea yam)
Lineage: Eukaryota; Viridiplantae; Streptophyta; Magnoliopsida; Dioscoreales; Dioscoreaceae
Exons: 2
Coding region: 1-588 (195 amino acids)
Source: RefSeq, a predicted model, not a curated record
AUGGUUAUCACUGGUGAUGAUGUUGAUAAUGUUCUUUCAUUGAAACAACAGUUACACACUGAGUUUCAGAUGAAAGAUCUUGGCCCUCUUCGUUAUUUUCUGGGUCUUAAGGUUGCUUAUUCUCGUCGAGGUUACUUGGUGUCUCAACAGAAGUACAUAUCUACUAUUUUACAACUAGCUGAUAUCACGGAUCUUCGCACUGCCUUUACUCUUAUUGAGCUACAUCACCAACUCUCUUCUUCUGAUGGUGAGCCUCUAUCUGAUCCUACUCGCUAUCGUGCACUUGUUGGUGCUCUUGUCUAUCUGACUAUUACUUGGCCUAAUAUUACAUAUGUUGUUUGUGUUCUUAGUCAGUUUGUGAGUGCUCCUCGCUCCACUCAUUACGCUGCCCUCUUACAAGUUCUUUGUUAUCUUCGUGGUACUAUAUCUCGCUCCUUACUUUUCUCUGCCACAUCUUCUCUUGAGUUGCGCGCAUAUUGUGAUGCUGAUUUGGGCAGCAAGAAACAAUCUACUGUUGCUCUUUCUACUGUUGAGGCUGAGUAUGGUGGUAUGUCCUUUACUGCUAAGAAGGUUCUUUGGUUGCGAUAG